Messenger RNA from Closterium sp. NIES-65, 1713 nucleotides. NCBI's taxonomy places the organism in Eukaryota, Viridiplantae, Streptophyta, Zygnematophyceae, Desmidiales, Closteriaceae. The record is from the annotation of a GenBank genome assembly.
AUGUGGUUAUCACCCUUGCCUCUCACCUCGUCUUGGGCCCCCCUGCCUCAAUCCAACCCCCCUCCCUCCCGCUUCUUCCAUUCCCUCCCGUUCACCCCUUCCCUCAGCCCCACCACUCCCUCCCCGCCUGCCCCCUUCCCCCACCCCGCCCCCUGUCCCUCCCACACCUCCCCCCUUCGUUCCUCCCAGUCUUCUGCUCACCUCCCCAACCCCCCCCUUUCUGCCCACCUCCUCCCCUUUUGUUUCACCAUUCCUAUUACCAUGCGCACGCCUUGCAUUGGGCUCGCCCCAUCAGCCAUGGCUCGGAUGACUGCAGUGGCCAUGCUGCUGCUGCUAGGGCUGCUGCUCGCCCUCGCUCUCGCCACUGCCAUGAGCUUCAUCAGCAUCAUGCUUCUUGGCAGGGAUGCGUCGUAUCGUGCACCAGUUACAGCUGAUCAUGCACCUGUGCUCUCCUUCCUUCCUUGUUGUGUCUUGCAGCUUCCACGUGAUAAUGACAGCCAGCAAGUCAACCCGCUCAUGCUGGCCUCUCCAUCCAUCCUUCAUGCCAAUGCCACUGCCACGAGUCACAACAGCACGUGCGGACCUUCCACUCAUGCCAACGCAAUUGCUACUUCUCCUCAGCGUGUCAACACCCUGAACGUGCCUCUUCACUCCCUCGACACCCUGGUUGCCUCCAGUGUUUGUGAUCUAUUCUGUGAUCGCCACUCUCAUGGCACUGCUGUGGGGGAUGGGCGUGACACACACGCAAGUCAGAGCAUGGGUGCAUCAGCAGGGCUUGGCUGUGACGGCUGGGCUGAUGAAGCUGAAGAGUGCAACCAAGUGCCUCCUGGUAUGCCAUGCGCUCUGCCCUCCGCCACUGCAGCUUCCCCCUCUGCCAAACUUUCAUAUCCCUCCUGGUCAUUGUCUCUCCCCUUCUCUCCUUCGUGCUCUCACUCAAGUCCCUGCAGCUUCGUUUUCUUGCCAAUCUUUUCUCUAGUCACUUGUGUUUCCCAUGCUGCUGUGUUGUGUUCUUCCCAUCUCUCAUCCUCCUCUCUCCUCCUCUCCAUUCACCAAUCAUCCUGCCUUCCCUUCCUCGCCAUCACCAUGCUGCAGCCAUGUGGAAACUUCCCUCUGCUGCACAGCCCCAUGUCUGGGACGGAGAGACUAGGAAAGGCUGUUGGGACUGUUGUGGCGAGUAUGGCCGGAACACAGGAGUUAAAAGAUGCGAUGGAGAUGAGAAUGAGGGUGAUGGAAGAGGCUGAGAGGAGGCAAGUGGCUCAGAUGAAUGAGAUGAGAGGGCAGAUGGAGGAGAGGGAGAGGAAAUUGAUUGCAGAGUUGGCAGCUGUGAAGGCAGAGCUGAUUGGAGUGAAGGGGGAGUUGGCUGACCACAAGGGUGCUGUGACGGAGAAACUGGACAUGGCUGAGAGAAGAAGGGCAGUGGAGUUGAGAGAGCUGAGGGAGGAGGCUAGGAAGGGAGAGGAUGAAAUGCGUGCAGAUUUGGCAAGGGAGAGGGAGGAGAGGAGGAGGGAGGUGCAGGAGGUAGAGAGGAGAAGAGCAUCAGAUUUGACGGAGAUGAAAGGGCAGAUGGAGGAGAGGGAGAAAGAGCCGGCAGCAGUGAAGGAUGAGUUGGCUGAGCAGAAGCAUGCUCACAUGCAGAUGGAUGUUGACCUGAAAAUCAUCCAUUGUGAAGGCCAUCAGAAGUUUGCAUGGAAGGUAAGUGCCGAGCCAAGCUGA